AAGACUGCAGUGACCUUGGUGCUAAUUAGGUUUGGGGAUGUCUUUGAGGCUGAUUCCAAAACUGUGAUAGGACUUGCAUUUUCUGACUAGAAGGCCAGUGUGGGGAUUGGAAGGGGCAACUUUAGACUUCUGGUAUGUGGAACCUGAUAGAAAAUACAUGUCCUAUCAUAGACUUUGCCAAUAGCUUUCCAGUGAAAGUCAAAGAAGUGAAGUGCACCUGAGUGACUGGAAUUUAACAAUAAUAUGAUCCAUCAUGUGGCCCUGAAGAAGCUAUCUGGGAGGAUUACUGUGUCAUAUUAGGCUAUGUGUAAUAUUUAUGUGCACCUUGUAAAAUUUUUCUUGGCUGGGUUGCUGUGUCUUGUUACAAAUUACCGGUUGAAGUCUUUCCCUAGAGCCUCUGAAGUAUAAAUGACUAUAAAUGAGUAAGAACGCUAACCAAACCAUUCAACACAUCUGGUUUAGGGUGGACUUCUAAUGUUUUGCUGUCAGAAUGAAGAGCAGGAUACCUGUCAUUCUUCUAGCCUGUGGCUCCUUUAACCCAAUCACAAACAUGCAUAUGCGAUUAUUUGAACUGGCUAGAGAUCAUCUGCACCAAACAGGAAGGUAUCAGGUGAUUGAAGGCAUAAUGUCUCCUGUUAAUGAUGACUAUGGAAAGAAAGGCUUGGUUUCAGCAAGGCACCGCAUAGCAAUGGCUAAACUAGCACUGGAGACAUCUGAUUGGAUUCGGGUUGAUCCAUGGGAGAGUGAGCAGGAGACAUGGACAGAGACAAUAAAAGUAUUAAGGCACCAUUACAAUGAAUCACUCAGAUUGCUCCAGUCCAAGAAGGAAUUAAUGGAAAACCAACCGCCCAUAGAGAGAUCUGCAGAGGAUUCCCUUUCCUACCAGCACUCAGUUCUACCAGAACUGAAGCUGCUCUGUGGGGCUGAUUUUCUACAGACAUUUAAGACACCCAAUCUUUGGAAGGAAGAACACAUCAAAGAAAUAGUGGAGAAGUUUGGUUUGGUCUGUAUUAGCCGUGCUGGCUCUGAUCCUGCUCAGUAUAUCAAUGAAUCAGAUCUCUUAACUAAAUUUCAGCACAAUAUCUUUCUGGUGAAAGAAUGGAUUCAGAAUGAAAUCAGUGCCACACAGAUACGCACUGCCUUGUGCAGAGGAUUAAGUGUAAAAUACCUCGUGCCAGACUCGGUUAUAUCCUACAUUGCACAGCAUAAUAUCUACACUGAAGAGAGUGAGAGGAAGAAUGAAGGUGAUGUGCUUCAGCCUCUCAAGUUGCACAGCACAACAGUAAACCCGCUCAACGACUGAUGUCUGCGGUGUGUGCAUGGACCCAGCGGAUGUGUUUUCGUGUGAAGUCCUUGAGAAAGUUGCUCCUUGUUAAUAAAGGGAAUGUGCCUCA
Messenger RNA from Pogoniulus pusillus (Red-fronted tinkerbird), 1394 nucleotides. RefSeq names its product nicotinamide nucleotide adenylyltransferase 3 (gene NMNAT3). Gene Ontology annotation, cellular component: mitochondrion. The record is from RefSeq and is a predicted model, not a curated record. The transcript is spliced from 6 exons. The coding region runs from base 491 to 1303 and encodes 270 amino acids. Gene Ontology annotation, molecular function: nicotinate-nucleotide adenylyltransferase activity; nicotinamide-nucleotide adenylyltransferase activity. Gene Ontology annotation, biological process: NAD+ biosynthetic process. NCBI's taxonomy places the organism in Eukaryota, Metazoa, Chordata, Aves, Piciformes, Lybiidae.